This is a messenger RNA of Capsaspora owczarzaki ATCC 30864, 2462 nucleotides long. RefSeq lists its product as hypothetical. The transcript is spliced from 9 exons. Gene Ontology annotation, biological process: cell surface receptor protein tyrosine kinase signaling pathway; multicellular organism development; protein phosphorylation. Gene Ontology annotation, molecular function: ATP binding; transmembrane receptor protein tyrosine kinase activity. The record is from RefSeq and is a predicted model, not a curated record. Bases 32 to 2257 code for a protein of 741 amino acids. NCBI's taxonomy places the organism in Eukaryota, Filasterea, Ministeriida, Capsasporidae. Gene Ontology annotation, cellular component: signaling receptor complex.
CUCUUCACCUAACAAAGAGAACAAAGCCGCAAUGAUCCAGCCGCGUGCAAUGCGAGCGCGAUCAGCGUCUGGUCAUGCUGCCCGUCAUGCUGCUGCUACUACUACUACUUUGGCGACAUUGUCGUCGUUGGUGGUGCUCUGCAGCCUCAUUGCAGCCGGCGACAGUGUUCUUGUCUGCACUCCGCCAACAGUGACAUUCGGAAUCUCAUUGUUCACCAUCAAGUCCAACGCAGAUGCACAGGCUCUCAGCGGAUGCACGCACAUCAAUGGCUCAAUCGCUCUUGGAGGUAUCUUUGCGGAUGUCUGCACGCUGCAAGACAUUUCGCCACUAUCGAGCAUUGUCGAGAUUGACGGCGCUCUGGCUUUCAACAAUUGCCCAACUCUGGCCGACAUUUCACCUCUGGGAAACCUGCAGCGCAUCACUGGCCGAGAAACAAUCUUUGGUAGUACGUUGCGAAUGGUCGGGUCAACCCUGACCACGCUGGCACCCCUGACCAGUUUGAACGCGAUUGAAGCUGGCUGCAUUCUCUUUUCGACCAACAACAACCUGGUGUCCAUCGAGAUUUUAGCAUCCGUCACCAGCUGGAAUUUCCGUCACAACCUCACUUGCAUCCAAAUAGAUAACUGUGACGCGCUGCAGUCGUUGAAUGGCCUCCAACAUGUUGAGGAGGUUUCUGGCGCUGUGAUCAUCACCAGCAACGCUGUUCUUCAGCAAUUGUCGCUGACCUCGUUGAGGAAUAUUAACGGCACUGUGCGUUACAGCACACCCCUCAACUCGACCACUACGUUUGCUUUGGCGAUUUCGGACAACCCCAUAAUCAAGUCGCUGUCUGAGCUUUCUCAUCUCCAGUUCAUUUCGGGAGAUGUCGAAGUGCGUGGAAACGACUUGCUUUGCUAUGCGCCCACGACAGUCUCUUGGAGCACAAUCAUGACUCCAGGCUCCUACGCGUCAUUCGCCAACAACAUGCUCAACUCUGCUUGCGCCGCUAGCGUGAGCUCUGUGAUUCGGGCCAGCCUUUCUUCGAUCGCGUCUGUCUCAUCCGUCCUCCAAAUCUCCUCUGCCACACCAGUUCCCGGCACCGGUGGACCUACUCUCAAUAACAACAAUGGCGGUGGCGCAUCGUCGUCUGCGGCCAUUGGCAUCGGUGUUGGUGCAGCCGGCGGAGCUCUGCUGAUUGCCUUUAUCGUCAUCCUGGUUCUCGUCCGCCGUCGUAACGAGCGCAACAAGCAUAAUCUGUCUCUUCCCAGUCAAAACGGACGCGGCUCGACAAUCUCCAACAUGUCAAACGUGUCCAACGUUUCAGCAUCCGCCUUCGAACUCUCCGGUUACCCGGCGUCCAAUGCCUACUUUGCCGGAGCAGAUGGCAAGUACUAUGAGAUUGACGUCGAGAAUGCUGCUGCGAUUGACGUGACUCCCCUUGCCGACCUUGAGGUUUUGCCUGGAGACGUUACGGUGAACGAAAAACGCAUGCUGGGCGAAGGACAUUUCGGCCAAGUGUUCCUCGGUCAGCAUGCCGGGCAAGCAGUGGCUGUCAAGAUUCUUAAAGACCCCACACACAACGUGGAUACAUUGCGCGACUUUAUUGGCGAGGCGCUGGUCAUGAAGCCGUUCGCCCAUCCCAACGUGCUCCGACUGGUCGCUGUGUGCACGAGCGCAGUCCCACAAAUGCUGGUUCUCGAGUUUAUGGCCGAAGGUGAUCUCAAGACCCUUUUGCGCGCUUCCCGUCCAGAGUUAUCAACACGGCGAAUGGAUUUGACAGACAAACACUUGUUGCAGUUUGUUGCGCAAGCGUGCACCGGUCUCGAGUAUCUACAUGCACUUCGAUUCAUUCACCGUGAUAUCGCCGCACGUAAUCUGCUCGUCGAUAGCAUGCUCUGUGUCAAGAUUGCCGAUUUCGGCUUGUCCCGCGAGCUGAUCGACUCGGAUUACUACCGCCGAGCACAUAAGAGAGCGCUCCCCGUCAAGUUCUUGGCUCUGGAAACGCUUCGUGAUAUGAUUUUCGACAUUCGCUCGGACGUUUGGCAAAUGGGUGUCUGCAUCUGGGAGAUUUUCGGUUACGCCGAAGCUCCUUGGCCCACCGUUGCCCCUCAAGACAUGAAAUCUGUGCUCACUUCAGGCCAACGGUUGGAACGGCCAGCGCAUUGCAAGGACGACGCAUACGGACUUUUGCAAAGUUGUUGGCUGGCGAAUCCCGACCAUCGCCCGACGGCCGGAAUGCUCCGAGAAGCCUUCCAAAGCAUGGUGGAUCGUGCAUAGCCGGUUUUAUUGUGCCUGUGUUGUGAACAUGGUGGUUGUUCGCCGGUUGUUGUUGUUGUUAUUGUUGUCGUCGUCGUCGUCGUUUCGUUUCGCUUUCAUCCAUUAUUUGAAUUGUGUGUUUUCGUGUACCAUUUUCUUCUUCUUUUUCUUCUUCUCAUUUUUUAAUGAGACUCAAACAAAACUAAUGAAACAAACAAAAACAGAA